GCCAAUUUUCCUAAGGAAAACAAGGAUUUGUCCACCUGCGCCCAGCGUAGGAACUGGGCCAUACUCCAAUAUCCUCCGGCGCCGUAAACACUAGCCCAGUCCGGCUUCAUUCGCAGCAUUUUCUCUUUCCCUCUGUUGGUGUCACUCCCUGAUUUUUCUCCCACUUCUCUCUAAUUUGAAAAUUUUACCGUAAUGUCUCAGAUUGAUACCAGAAAUUCUUCUUCUACUAAACGUGCCCGAACUGAUGGUGGCCGUAGGGAAGAUGAUUGGACCUGUCCUAGCUGUGGCAAUGUCAAUUUCUCAUUUAGGACAACCUGCAAUAUGCGCAACUGUACUCAGCCUAGGCCUGCUGAUCACAAUUCUAAAUCUGCUGCCAAGACUGUGCAAGCACCUCAAAGUUUUUUGUCCUCAGCUCCCUAUGUAGGCUCUGGUGCACUAUCCUCAAUGUAUAUGGGUAUGUCACCUUAUGGUUCGUCUCUAUUCAACGGGAUCCCAUUCACUGGGGGCUCUGCAUAUCAUUAUAACUAUGGAAGCCGUUUUGCUGGAGGCAGCCCAUAUCGACCCUUGCAUUUAUCUGGUCCAGCUCCUUACUCUAGUGGGCCCAUGAUGGCAAACGGUGGAAUGUAUGGUGUGCCAGCAAUGAUGGACAGGUAUGGCUUGGCUUUGCCUAUGGGCCCCGCCAUGGGGCCAAGACCUGGUUUUUUCCCCGAGGAUGAACCUCAAAAGAAAGGUGGAGGUGGAAUGCGUGAUGAUGAUUGGAAGUGUCCCAAAUGUGGUAACGUCAACUACUCGUUCAGAACAGUUUGUAACAUGAGGAAAUGCAAUACACCUAAGCCUGAAUCACAGAGUGGAAGAUCUGGAAAGAUUGCAAAACAAGACAUGCCAGAGGGGAGCUGGAAGUGUGAGAAAUGCAACAAUAUAAACUACCCUUUCAGGACUCAAUGUAACCGACAGAAUUGUGGAGCUGAUAAACCUUCUGACCUUUUAAAUUCUUCCCCAGGAGCAUCAGAAAAUGAUCAGUGAGUACUAAGCAUGUUUGAGAAGGUCCAGAAUUUUCAUCCAGCAUUGCUCAGUGUGGGUGUCUGAAAGUCAGUCAUGAUAUCUUCCUGUUGCAGCGGUUUGUCUAGUUACUCUCCCUUCUUACCUUCUGUGUCAAGUUUAAAAUGCAUUAGAGUUCUGGUCUUUGAUUCAGCUGGAAAUUAUCGCUCUGCCCUUGAGUUUGUGUUCUAGAUUCUCUAUAUUCAUAGAGGAUUAUGUGCAGACCUGCACUUUAGGUCUAUUUGAUACUAAUAUUAUUAGAAAUUGUGGUGUUGAAUUUGCGUGCUACCUCUUCAUAUUAGCGUUUACGAAGUGUGACCUAUCAUGAUGACACAGCUUAAGGGUGUUGAAGUUUUGACA
Olea europaea var. sylvestris is the source of this 1398-nucleotide messenger RNA. RefSeq names its product ranBP2-type zinc finger protein At1g67325-like. The transcript has 10 exons. The coding region runs from base 193 to 1023 and encodes 276 amino acids. The record is from RefSeq and is a predicted model, not a curated record. Lineage: Eukaryota; Viridiplantae; Streptophyta; Magnoliopsida; Lamiales; Oleaceae.